Molecule: messenger RNA, 1720 nt
Organism: Paralichthys olivaceus (Japanese flounder)
Lineage: Eukaryota; Metazoa; Chordata; Actinopteri; Pleuronectiformes; Paralichthyidae
Source: RefSeq, a predicted model, not a curated record
AGUGCCACUCAAAGUGGAGCAGGCCAACAACGCUCGUGACGCCCUGGCGAAGGCCGUGUACAGCCGGCUGUUCGACCAUGUGGUGACCAGGGUCAAUCAGUGCUUCCCAUUCGACUCCUCCUCCAACUUCAUCGGCGUCCUGGACAUCGCUGGCUUCGAGUACUUUGAACACAACAGCUUCGAGCAGUUCUGCAUCAACUACUGUAACGAGAAACUGCAGCAGUUCUUCAACGAGCGAAUCCUGAAAGAGGAGCAAGAACUGUACCAGAGGGAGGGGCUCGGCGUCAACGAGGUUCACUAUGUCGACAAUCAGGACUGCAUAGAUCUGGUGGAGGCCAAGCUGGUCGGAGUCCUGGACAUCCUGGACGAAGAGAACCGAUUACCUCAACCCAGCGACCAGCACUUUACCGACACCGUUCACAACAAACACAAGGACCACUUCCGCCUCACGGUACCCAGGAAAUCUAAGCUGGCCGUCCACAGGAACGUGAGGGACGAUGAAGGAUUUAUUAUCAGACACUUUGCAGGAGCCGUGUGCUACGAGACGACCAAGUUUGUGGAGAAGAACAACGACGCGCUGCACAUGUCUCUGGAGUGUCUGGUCAGCGAGUCCAAGGAUCGCUUCGUCCGCGAGUUGUUUGAAAACUCCAACAACAGCAAAGACAUGAAGCAGAAGGCGGGAAAACUCAGCUUCAUCAGCGUCGGCAACAAGUUCAAGACGCAGCUGAAUAUUCUUCUGGAGAAGCUCCGCAGCACGGGCUCCAGCUUCAUCCGCUGCAUUAAACCGAACCUGAAGAUGAUCAGCCACCAGUUUGAAGGAGCUCAGAUCCUGUCCCAGCUGCAGUGCUCCGGUAUGGUGUCGGUGCUGGACCUGAUGCAGGGCGGCUUCCCCUCCAGAGCUCCGUUCCACGAGCUCUACAACAUGUACCAGAAGUACAUGCCUCCCAAGCUCACCCGCCUCGACCCACGCCUCUUCUGCAAGGCUUUGUUCAAAGCUCUGGGACUGAAUGAGAACGACUACAAGUUCGGCCUGACCAGAGUGUUUUUCCGGCCCGGGAAGUUUGCAGAGUUCGACCAGAUCAUGAAGUCGGACCCGGACCACCUGGCCGAGCUGGUGAAGAAGGUCAACACGUGGCUCAUCCACAGCCGGUGGAAGAAGGUCCAGUGGUGCGCUCUGUCCGUCAUCAAACUGAAAAACAAGAUCUUGUAUCGGACCGGCGCCUGUAUCCAGAUGCAGAAGACCGUCCGGAUGUGGCUCUGCAGGAAGAAGCACAAGCCAAGGAUCGACGGGUUAGUGAAGGUGCGUAACCUGAAGAAGAGGAUGGGGCGCUUCAACGAGGUGGUGGCCGGGCUGAAGGAGGGCAAACAGGAGAUGAGCAAACAGAUCCAGGACCUGGAUUCCGCCAUCGACACCCUGAUGGUCAAAAUCAAGUGCACCAUCAUGUCCCGAAUCGACAUCGACCACGAGUUCCAGGCCCUGGUGACCCGGUCGGAGCAGCUGCUGACGGCCAUGCAGAACAAGAAGAAGGAGGAGGAGGAGAGGGAGCGGCUGCAACGCAUCCAGGAGGAGAUGGAGAGAGAGAAGAAGAGGAGGGAUGAGGACGAGCAGCGCCGCAAGCAGGAGGAGGAGGACAGGCGACUGAAAGCAGAGAUGGAGCUGAAGAGGAAGCAGGAAGAGGAGGAGAGGAAGAGGAGGGAGGAGGAGGAGAGGAAGAUUCAG